AUGCAUGACUAUCGAACAGUCCUCAAUGUUGCUGGGUGGACUCUGGUCUCGUUUUCAGCCAUCUUCGUCUCAGCGCGAUCAUAUACACGCGCACGAGUCGUGACGACGACUCUGGGCUGGGACGACUGGUGUAUGAUUGCUGGCCUGGUCUUCGCUGUAGUGUGUACAUCACUCGUAACAGCCGGCACUGCGCACGGCCUUGGACAACAUGUACAGGACAUCAGCGAUCCAGAAGAUCAGGCUGCGGCUACUAUGUACGUGCUGUUGGCGCCUUGCUUCUCCAUCGUCAGCGCCUUCUUUACGAAAGCCUCCAUCAUCAUCGCACUAAUGAGGAUUCGAGGACACACGGCGCGUCUAUCGCACAACUUCAUCGCGUAUACCCCUCUGGUCGUCCUACUGAUCGGCUCCGCACUCUCAUGCUCUGUCAUGAUCUUCUUUUGUUCGCCCGUACAGAAGUCUUGGAGACCGCAGAUGGAGGGCAAAUGCUUGGACCCCAAAAUGCUGGAUGUUGUCGGAAAGUCGGUCUCAGUGUAUAACGCGAUGAUGGACGUAUUUUGCACUAUAAUGCCAUACUUCAUCAUAAGGAGUUUGAACAUUCCUCGAAAGGACAAGCGAAACCUUGUAAUACUGAUGGGUGGUAGCAUCCUUGGCACAUUCGCAACCAUCAUGAAGAUUGUAGCGAUGGGCAGCAUCUCCAAUGUCGCGGACAUGACACACUCCUGGUCAGAGAUAACGAUCUGGUAUCUGACUGAAAACAAUGUUCUCAUCAUUGCUGGAUGUUUCCCUGCCCUGCGGCCGUUCUGGCGUGUUGUGAUUGGGAAAUACAGCUCGUACCUCUCGUCGAACGCAUCACGCAAAAAUCCUCCACGAGGCGGAAACGGACGAUCGACCGAAGACAAUGAGCUGCAAGUGUACACCGUGGGAUCCCAGCCCAAGUUUGGGAAGAAACCCAAUCUGUAUUCGACAACGAUUCGCGUCAGUAGUGAAGAAAGGUUGUGUCCUAGAUCAGACGGAACUUGUGUGGAAACCAUUGAGAGGAUCUUGCACAACCAUGGAGACGAGCGCUUCGAGCGUCAGGCCUGCAUUGCCAGCACUCGCACAGGGGGAAUAUCGCCCAGCUAUAGCACGAGGAUAACAGUUACCAGUGAGGUAGAGAUCAAGUAG
Alternaria arborescens is the source of this 1164-nucleotide messenger RNA. RefSeq lists its product as hypothetical. Bases 1 to 1164 code for a protein of 387 amino acids. The record is from RefSeq and is a predicted model, not a curated record. Lineage: Eukaryota; Fungi; Ascomycota; Dothideomycetes; Pleosporales; Pleosporaceae. The transcript is spliced from 6 exons.